GUUUUACGAUUGAAAGUCACGACAGUUGUGAUGGUCGGUUAUUUUGACAUGCAACUGGUUUGUUGGGCACAUAAGUACGGCGCAAGAGCUAUCAUAAUCGGAGAAGUUGAGACAUCUGUGCUUCCUAACCAAACUGCUCAAUCACAGUGGGUACAAAAACAGUUAGAUUUUGUAGAUAAGAAUUACCUUGACGGAAUCAACUUUGAUUACGAGCGUGCAAUAUUAUAUAAUCAGACUCAACUUCGCAAUGGAUACACAGAUCUUGUAAGGGAAACAAGACAAGCUUUUCGAGAAAAGUUCCCAUCAUCUAUGAUUAGUGUUGAUGUGGCGUGGUCUCCUGCCGGAAUAGAUUCACGUUUCUAUGACUAUGUUAAACUAUCAAAAGCUUCUGACUAUUUCUUUGUUAUGGCAUACGACGAGCAAAGCCAAAUACUUGGUGAAUGUAUUGCUUAUGCCAAUAGCGGGUUGGAAAGAACAAUGUCAGGCGUUAACGAAUACUUAGAAAUUGGAAUAUCGUCUGACAAGCUCAUUCUUGGAGUGCCUUGGUACGGCUACUAUUACCCAUGCUUGACAUUAACCAAGGAUGACAAAUGCUACUUAAAGAAGGUUCCAUUUCGUGGUGUUAAUUGCAGUGAUGCAGCGGGACGUCAAUUGAAUUACUACACUAUAAUACAGCUACUAAAAAACUCUACAAGUGGACGUAUAUUUGAAAAAUCUACAAUGACACCUUACUUUAAUUACAAGAAUAUUUCAUCAGGCAUUAUGCAUCAGAUACGUUAUGACGAUCCACAAAGUUUAGGAUAUAAAUAUACGUUUGCAAUAGAUGAAAACUUACGAGGUGUAGGGAUGUGGAACACGGAGUGUGUGAAUUACACAAGCGUAAAACAUGACGACAUCAUUGCUGUUAAAGAAAUGUGGGACGCCCUACCAGAUUACGAUAAAUAACACCAGCAGUCAAUUAUGAAGUGUACUGAAAUAAUCA
This is a messenger RNA of Ruditapes philippinarum (Manila clam), 982 nucleotides long. RefSeq names its product di-N-acetylchitobiase-like. Gene Ontology annotation, cellular component: extracellular region. The record is from RefSeq and is a predicted model, not a curated record. Gene Ontology annotation, molecular function: chitinase activity; chitin binding. NCBI's taxonomy places the organism in Eukaryota, Metazoa, Mollusca, Bivalvia, Venerida, Veneridae. The transcript is spliced from 6 exons. The coding region runs from base 31 to 945 and encodes 304 amino acids. Gene Ontology annotation, biological process: chitin catabolic process; carbohydrate metabolic process.